UGAAUUUAUGGCAGAAGAAAGUAAUGAAAAGUUUUGGCAGUUUGUGGAAACAGUAAGAGAAUUAGCAGUUUAUAAGCAAACAGCAUCUGAUUAUUCUUACUACAACCUAAUCCUGAAGAAAGCUGGGCAGUUUUUAGACAAUAUACACAUCAAUCUCUUAAAGUUUGCUUUCUCUAUACGGGCCCACUCUCCAACUAUUCAGAUGUUUCAACAGGUUGCUGCUGCUGAACCACCACCAGACAGAUGCAAUGCCUUCGUGGUUAUACACCGGGAGCGCACCUGUAAAACCAAUGAGAUUAAAAAGCUGCUGAAUAAGGCUGCUUCAAGGCCCAGGCCUUACCUAUUUGAAAAAGAUCAUAAGUUUCCCACAGUCAAUGAGAACUUACCAGUGGUUAUUCUCUAUGCAGAAAUUGGUACAAGAGAAUUUGCUGAAUUUCACAGAGUAUUGUCUAAGAAGUCUAAAAAUGGUAAAAUUGCCUAUGUUCUCCGCCACUAUAUCAAGAAGCCAAGCUCAAGAAAAAUGUUGUUAUCUGGCUAUGGAGUGGAGCUAGCGAUUAAAGAUACAGAAUACAAAGCACUGGACGAUAUCCAAAUUAAAACUACGACAGAUGCCACUACAGAAAAGGAGACUGAAGCAGAUGAAGUCCAAGGAUUUCUCUUCGGGAAACUAAAAGAAAUAUAUUCAGAUCUUAAAGAUAAUCUUACAAUUUUCCAAAAGUACCUGAUUGAGAGCAGCAAAGAAAUGACGCCUUUGAAAGUCUGGGAGCUACAAGAUCUUAGUUUUCAAGCAGCCUCUCAAAUUGUAUCUACUCCUGUUUAUGAUGCCAUAAAAUUAAUGAAAGAUAUUUCACAGAACUUCCCCAUAAAAGCCAGAUCUCUCACAAGGAUUGCUGUAAAUGAACUAAUGAGAAAAGAAAUACAGGAAAAUCAAAAGGACCUACGAGACAGAUUUGAUAUUAAGCCAGGGGAUGCUCGUCUGUUUAUAAAUGGCCUUCUUGUUGACAUGGAUGUUUAUGAUCCUUUUAGUAUUUUAGAUAUGCUGAAAUCAGAAGGGAAACUGAUGAGUGGCCUUAAAAAUCUUGGGUUCAAUGAUGAAGAUAUGAGCAAAUUUUUGAAAUUAAAUUUACCUGUUUGGAGCUACGACUAUGUUUUAGAUAUCCGGCACCCUUCAAUAGUGUGGGUUAAUGACUUAGAAAAUGAUGGUGCGUAUGUUAAUUGGCCUAAAAGUUGCUGGGAAUUCCUGAAACCAGUGUUACAUGGAACAGUUCCAUCCAUAAGGCGUAAUUUUCAUAACCUGGUUUUGUUUAUUGAUCCUGCUCAAGAAUACACCUUGGACUUUAUAAGUUUGGCAGAAUUUUUUUAUUAUAAUGAAAUUCCUCUUAGAAUUGGAUUUGUGUUCAUUCUGAGUGUGGAUAAUGAAGUAGAUGGAGCAGCAGAUGCUGGGGCUGCUCUCUGGCGAGCUUUCAAUUACAUUGAAGAAAGCUAUGAUGUAUCAGAAGCCUUUAUUUCCAUGAUACAUAUGUACCAAAAAGUGAAGGGUGGUGUACUCACUGUGGACAAUGUGAAGAGUGUUCUUCAGAAUAAAGCCCCUCAUACUGACAUUUUGGAUAUUUUGGGAACCGGUUCCAAAUAUGACAAGAGAAGAGCGGCGGGAACAAGCUUUUAUAAGAUGACUGGCCUAGAUUCUUUGCCUCAAGCUCUUUAUAAUGGGGAACCCAUUGACCUCACAGAGAUGAGCACUGAAGAACUAAAAGGAGCUGUUCUGGAAAAAAUGCUGGAUGCAUUUACAUACCUACAGAGAGAUGUCUUUAUGGGCACAUUAAAUGAUGAAAUCAAUGCAAUUGAUUUCCUGAUGGAUAAGAAUAAUGUUGUACCCCGUUUAAAUUCCUUGAUUUUGCACACUGAACCACAGUACCUUAAUUUAAUAUCUUCAUCAGUAACUGCUGAAAUUGAAGAUUUCUCAACUUUCUCUUUCUUGGAUUCACAAGAUAAGAGCUCUGUGAUUGCACAAAGCAUGCAUUAUUUAACCGCAGAAGACGAUGUAGUAUCUGCAGUCACUGUGUGGAUUGUUGCCGAUUUUGACAUGCCAUCUGGGAGAAAACUACUUUCCAAUGCGCUAAAGCACAUGGAAACAAGUGUUCAUACUCGGCUGGGGAUCAUUUAUAAUCCCACAUUGAAGAUAUAUGAAGAGAACACAGUCAUUUCUAGAGGAAUUUUGGCAGCUUUUCUUACACAUAAAAACAGCCUUUUGAGAAGAUUUCUCAGGGAACUGGCAAAAGAAGAAACUGCUGAAGCAAUUUAUUCUGGAGAGAAAAUUAAAACAUUCCUUAAUAUGGAGAUGGAUAAGAAUGCUUUUGAGAAAAAAUAUAACACCGUUGGAGUAAAUAUUUUCCGAACCCACCAGUUAUUCUGUCAAGAUGUACUUAAAUUGCAGCCUGGCAAAGUCGGUAUUGUCAGCAAUGGGAAAUUCUUAGGACCUUUACAUGAAGAGUUCUACGUAGAAGAUUUUCACUUGAUUGAAAAGACAACAUUUAGUAACUCAGUAGAGAAAAUUAAAGACAUUGUUGAAAAUAUGGAAAUCAACUCAAAACACUUGAGUGACCUUGUGAUGAAAAUAGAUGCGCUUGUGUCUUCCCUGCCUGUGCGCAGCUCCCAGCCCAUCACACUCCUCAGAGAGGAUCACAGUGUUAUAAAGAUAAAUCCUCCAGAGAAUGAUCUGUUCUUUGAUGUCAUUGCUAUUGUGGAUCCUUUGACAAGAGAAGCUCAGAAGAUGGCACAGCUAUUGGUUGUGCUUGGCAAGAUUGUGAACACGAGGAUAAAGCUUUUCAUGAACUGCAGGAGCAAGCUUUCGGAAGCCCCUUUAGGAAGCUUUUACCGUUUUGUUCUGGAACCAGAACUGAUGUCAGGGGCUAACAGUAGUCCUUCUGAUGGACCAGUGGCAAAAUUCCUGGACAUCCCAGAAUCUCACCUUCUAACUCUCAACAUGAUUACCCCAGAAGGAUGGUUGGUUGAAACAGUACGGAGCAACUGUGACCUUGAUAAUAUUAAUUUAAAAGAUACCGGGGGGAUUGCCACAGCCGAGUAUGAGCUAGAGCAUCUGCUCCUUGAAGGACACUGCUUUGAUUUGACAACAGAACAGCCCCCUCAGGGUCUGCAGUUUACACUGGGCACAGAAAACAACCCUGCCGUAGUUGACACAAUAGUGAUGGCCAAUCUUGGGUAUUUUCAAUUAAAAGCAAACCCAGGUGCAUGGAUACUGAAAUUACGUGAAGGAAAAUCUGAAGAUAUUUAUGAUAUAGUUGGGCAUGAAGGAACAGACUCAGAAACUGACAUGGGAGAUGUCAUCGUUGUGUUGGACACUUUCAAGAGUAAGAUCCUGAAAAUUGAGGUAAAGAAAAAAUCAGGUAAAAUUAUGGAAGACAUCCUUGCAGAUAAACAUGAAGAUAAAGGCAUGUGGGAGUCAAUUAAAAGCUUCGCAAAAAGCCUGCAUAAAGAUGACAAAAAGGAAAAUGACAUCCUAAACAUUUUUUCGGUUGCUUCUGGCCAUUUGUAUGAACGUUUUCUACGGAUCAUGAUGCUUUCCGUCCUGCAGCACACGAAAACACCAGUGAAGUUCUGGUUUCUGAAGAAUUACCUUUCGCCAACAUUUAAAGAGGUGAUUCCUCACAUGGCCAAAGAGUACGGAUUCCAAUAUGAACUUGUGCAAUAUAAGUGGCCCCGUUGGCUUCACCAACAGACUGAAAAGCAGCGAAUCAUUUGGGGUUACAAGAUUCUUUUCCUCGACGUGCUUUUCCCACUAGCAGUGGACAAAAUCAUAUUUGUUGAUGCUGACCAGAUUGUGAGACAUGACCUGAAAGAACUUCGAGAUUUUGAUCUGGGCGGAGCUCCUUAUGGAUACACUCCAUUCUGUGAUAGCCGCACUGACAUGGAUGGAUAUCGUUUCUGGAAAACAGGGUACUGGGCAUCACAUCUUAUGAAAAGGAAAUACCACAUCAGUGCCUUGUAUGUGGUGGAUCUCAAGAAGUUCCGGAGAAUUUCAGCAGGUGAUAGGCUCCGGGGCCGAUACCAAGCUCUUAGCCAAGAUCCAAAUAGUCUUUCAAACCUAGAUCAGGAUCUUCCCAACAAUAUGAUUUACCAAGUUGCCAUUAAGUCUCUUCCUCAAGACUGGCUGUGGUGUGAAACCUGGUGUGAUGAUGAAUCUAAACAGAGAGCCAAAACAAUUGAUCUGUGCAAUAAUCCCAAAACAAAGGAACCCAAACUGGAAGCUGCUGCAAGGAUUGUCCCAGAGUGGGUCAAAUACGAUGCAGAGAUAAGAACAUUAUUAGAUCAUCUUGAAAAUAGGAAAAAUGCAAUUUCCACACAUGAUGAACUCUAGCGCUGGUUUCCAGAGGAUAAAUAGGAUGAAAAUCUGCCACCUGCUGGGAAUUUGUGAAACUGCUAAAACUAGUAGGACAUUUCAUUCAAAUUAUUGACAUACUUUUUAUAACCUUUAUUUAAAAUACUUGUAAAGUUUUAAAAUAAACUUAAUUUAUAUGGUUAAUAGAUUAUUCCUUUUUUUCUGGUUGCUUAUGAUGUUGUUGUUGUGGUUACCAGUUAGUUUGAUGUCAAAUGUCCUGGAAGGUCUUUGAAAGUCUUUGAAGGCCCUCACUGGUGUUUAUCAGAUCAUCAGCAUCUUUUGGUAUUCCAGCUUAAGUACAUCCAUAUUUCCUUACUCACAGAUUGCAUUUAAAAUUACAGAAAUGCAUGCUUUUUAAGAAAAAUAACCUUGGCUUUCUCUACUAAAAACAAGUUAAUUUUAUACUUUAUCAUAUUUAAAUGAAAGUCAUGUUGCACUGUAAUCAUUUAUCUUAAAUCAUAGGUUUUAAUCUUGUGCUGUGUUUACAUUGUUCUAAAUGUUUCUAUUUCAUAAAAUGGUAUGCACAUCCAUACAUGUAUGUGGUUUUCAAGACUGGAUACUUUCACAGAAAUUAAAUAAAGGAUGCAAACUGA
Cricetulus griseus (Chinese hamster) is the source of this 4989-nucleotide messenger RNA. NCBI's taxonomy places the organism in Eukaryota, Metazoa, Chordata, Mammalia, Rodentia, Cricetidae. The record is from RefSeq and is a predicted model, not a curated record.